Rosa chinensis is the source of this 633-nucleotide messenger RNA. RefSeq names its product F-box/kelch-repeat protein At3g18720-like. The transcript has a single exon. NCBI's taxonomy places the organism in Eukaryota, Viridiplantae, Streptophyta, Magnoliopsida, Rosales, Rosaceae. Gene Ontology annotation, molecular function: protein binding. The record is from RefSeq and is a predicted model, not a curated record. Bases 1 to 633 code for a protein of 210 amino acids.
AUGAGUAUCAGCGGCGUAGACGACAGAUGGUCCAAGCAUCUUCCUCGUGAAUUGGCCGACAUGAUAGUGAAGCGGCUAGGGCUAGUUGAUUCCAAAACAUUUGCUGCUGUUUGUUCAUCUUGGAGAAGUGUAACCAUGGCCUCACAAUGGUUGGCAACCCAGUUUCCGUGCAGCCUACAAUCUCUUCCUUAUGAAGCCUGCUCAGCAGGCACUCCAUGUUAUAGUUUAUAUAGUCCUUGCGAAGAUAGAGCCGCCAACAACCUCAAGUUUCCAAAGGAAAUUGUAGAUCGUGACGGCAUGGCUUCAUAUUGUUCCGGCUGUUUCGGUUCUUGGUUGAUAAUUGCAGAACACAGGCAUAACCCAAAGACGGCCAAGAGCUACUUCUUCAACCCAGUAUCGGGUGCUUGCAUUGCUCUGCCACCCCAUAGGAACCGUUCUUUCUUUGUCAGAGACGAUGAAACUGGUUGGAAUGAGAAAGUUGUUGUCAAGACAGUGGCCUCUUCCGAUCCAACAUAUCCAAACUGCAUUGUAGCAGCACUUACAUUACAUGCACAUAAGUUGGCCUUUUGCAGGCCAAAUGAUGCAUCAUGGACUUUGCGACAGUCCCGAAGAAGGUGGCUUUGGCUUGACUGA